AUGAGUUUUCCCUACAAACAAGCACAACAAGAUGACUCAAGUAGGACAUCCAUCCAAUGCAACCCAGAUGAUAACUUAGGCCAAUUAUUGAGUUUAGGCCUUGUCCGAUCCAGCGAUGGCCACAUGGGAUCAAACGCCUCUGUCUCUGAGACCAAAUCAAGAGUCAUAAACGGCAAUGGCGGAGACGAUAGGCUGUUCUCAUGCAACUAUUGCAUGAGGAAGUUUUAUAGCUCACAAGCAUUGGGAGGACACCAAAAUGCGCACAAGAGAGAAAGAGGAGCAGCCAAAAGGCAACAGUCAGAUCCAAAGAUGAUGAUGCUCUCAACAAUGGCUGUUUCUCUCAACUAUGCAGUUGCUUCACUUGGUAUUAAACCUCAUUCUCUUCCCCAUACUCCUACACAAGGUGGGAUUCAAAAAACACCACUGCCAAAAGCUUUGAGAAGAGAUCAAGAAGUCAUUGAAAUGGAUUCAAGUUGGCCCGGAAGCUUUCGAUUUAAGAGAGUAGAAAACCAAGGAUCAACCGUCAACCAUCAUCUUGACUUGAACCUUCGGCUAUGA
Molecule: messenger RNA, 558 nt
Organism: Cucumis melo (muskmelon)
Lineage: Eukaryota; Viridiplantae; Streptophyta; Magnoliopsida; Cucurbitales; Cucurbitaceae
Product: zinc finger protein 7-like
Exons: 1
Coding region: 1-558 (185 amino acids)
Source: RefSeq, a predicted model, not a curated record